Messenger RNA from Mytilinidion resinicola, 1654 nucleotides. RefSeq lists its product as uncharacterized. The record is from RefSeq and is a predicted model, not a curated record. The transcript has a single exon. The coding region runs from base 28 to 1479 and encodes 483 amino acids. NCBI's taxonomy places the organism in Eukaryota, Fungi, Ascomycota, Dothideomycetes, Mytilinidiales, Mytilinidiaceae.
CUUGAAUGCCACACCCAGAUGAGCAUUAUGGGGUCAAUAUUCGAUAACUCAGCUUUCACUAUCAUUGCGGCUGAAGGUGAACACGCAGAUUUUGGCUUGCCCGGCUUAGAAGGCAUAUCCCGCCCUAGGAAACACGACUUGGAAACAUUUACCUUCCAAACAGAUGACGGGGAGAUCCUAGAUAUUUAUAUUCGGAGACGAUCAAAGACGAAAUGGGCAAGACGGGCAUGGACAUUUCAAGAGGAUACCUUCUCCAAAAGAAGACUGAAAUUUGACAGAUACGGCGUGCGAUGGGAAUGCGGUACUACUGUUUGUGAAGAACAUCGGGAAUCGGAUGACUUUCUCGUUGGAAAGGGUAGAGGAUGGUCUGAGAAGUCUCAUUUCUUUCGGCCCUACCCAUCCAUACCUGAUUUCGCCUUCUUGGUAUGGUCGUACAACAAACGAGAACUGACCUAUGGAGAAGACGGACUUCGAGCAUUUGCGGGAAUAUUAACCGCUCUCGGCCAUAAAUUCCAGGGCGGCUUCAUCCACGGCCUUCCGGUCAUGUUUCUAGACGUUGCGCUUCUGUGGCAAAUGAGUGGUGCAUGUAAACGAAGGGCCGCUUCAAAACUAAAUGCCGAAUCGAAGUGUCCUCCAAGUUGGUCAUGGGCUGGUUGGAAAGGCGAGAUUCGAUACAUGCUAUGGGGCGCCAAGUGCGAUUAUCUGAGACGGGGAAACGCAAUAGAAAGAACAAUCCCGAUGGUUGAAUGGUUCAGCCAGGAAAGCAAGGACUCGACCCCGGUGUUGAUUACCCAUCAAAACUCCUGGUGCCUAGACCGAACCAAAUACCUUAGUGGAGCGAAUGACCUCCCUCCAGGAUGGACGAAGCACGAAAUCGAUUCUGCCGACCAAGAACCAAGACUGAUCUCUCCUCAAACUCAUUAUUACCAACACAAUUCCAUCCCCGAAACCCAGUUCUGGUAUCCGAUACCAUUACCUGCCCCUCAUCAGGACCCAAUAAUUCAGUCAUGGGGUAGAUUACUAUCCUGCCGCGCCCAAAGCGCCACCCUACGAGUCUGCUGGAACGAGAUAGACGGCAACAGAGCUGUUAUUAUACGCGGUCUGGAUGGAUCACCGGCGGGAGUAGCUGUUAUCCUCCGCGCUUUGGAUGGAUCACUGGCGGGGAUACUGCAUUAUCCACGAGAAGAUCUCGCCAGCCGGCCGCUAGAAAAUCGGACUUUGGUCGCUAUAUCCCAGGGGUGUCUCCUCGACGGCUACGUGAUACCUUCCGGAUAUCCGGAGCUGCUUCUGUCGGAGUGCCCUUACGGAACAGACUUGCGUCAUAAGAAGUUCCCUGAGAGAUCGGGAACAUACGAGUUCUAUAAUGUUUUGCUGGUUGAGUGGGAAGACGGCAUCGCAUACAGGAAGGCUCUCGGUCGAGUUAUGAAGGAAGUGUGGGAACAUCAAGAUAUCGAAAUGAUCGAUUUAAUUUUGGGAUGAAUGCCAUUUUCUCUCUGGGGUUGCUUGCUCGAGUUUAGGUUCGUGCGCAGAUUUAGUUCGGCCUGUAAUUCCUUUAGUCCUAACUUAUUUACGGUGCUGCAAGAUCUUCUCAAUAAAUACCUAAUGUUGCAUCUUGAAACGGUUAAGAUCUGGUCCUUUCUCAGGGACACUAGAC